CAGUCUAGAUGGUCUCAACAAUUAAGUUGCACAAGGAAAAGCGGCGAUGAGGUUGAGCGAAGCUCUCCUUCUAGACUCGGGACAUGAUAGAUAUUCUCGGAAAUCAGUCAAAACCUCCAUCAGUCAACAACAAGUUUCUCAUCCAUUUUUAAUAACCUCUUUUGUGAACGUUUGUGCCGCCACCUGGUCGAUGCGCGGCUAAUGCAUACUGGCAAGCCGCAGGCCGCAAACCAUUGUGCAGAGUAUCGAUUUUUCCUCGCGCUGUAAUAUAUCCAACGAACGGGAAGGUGAAAAUCGAAGACGGUUUCAGACGCUGAAGCUGGGAAAUCGAUUGAAAACUGCGUUUAGGAGCGCUGUUACUACACAGGUAGAUCGCUGGACGAGUGACAAGCGGGUAGGCUGCGCACGCCUAGAAACAGGCUUUUUUCGUGAACUCUUGAAGCCCGGGUGACCAUUCUGACUACGUUGAGCUACACGACCGAGCGACAACUUCGUUAAGAAUUCUUAUACAGAUAUAAUACUGCUGACUACAUUCUGUCUGCAUCUUUGAAUCAAUCUGAGCCUACGAGUUCAAUAUCUUGCGAUCUCAGAGGUAGCGUUCCUAUUUCUGGUUACUUAAGUGUCUCCGAAUCAGAUUACAGCGUCCAGUGUUUCGUCUGACCAAAGAUCCAAGAUGUCGGUUAUGCUCAACGCGUUUCGGAUGAACAAGAUCAAGUCGGCGGGAAAAAGAAGGAAGGCAAAAUCGGCCGCCAAACAGCGAUCUGCCCAGCAUAGCUCGGGAGCCGAGGCCAGCGGAGGAUAUGUGGCCGCCAAUAACGUGAAGAUGUGGAACUGGUCCUUGGAUGACGAGUUUAUCCAGGUUAUAUUCAGAAAGGACACAAUGGAAUGCUGGGUAAACGACACCAAGGCAGAGACCAUGUGCAACUUUUCGGAUACCGGCGCUGAGAUGGAUUUCUGCAUCGGCAGUCACAAAGCCCGUAUUAAAAGUAUGCAAGGUAUGGGAAAGAGAGAUGGCAUCAUCCACGUCCUCACCAUCGACGGUUACGUCAUACCGGAAGACACGACGUAGAUAAUGACGUCAUUUUCUGAAAUUGCGCUGCUGGUAGAAUCUAAAGCAUUCAACAUACAGUAUAAUGUUUAUAAAUUCCAUAUGUAACAAAGUCUUUGUUUUCAAAAGUAUUAAUAAGUUUAAAUAUUCAUUUUAUUAGUAUUGUUACAUUAGUUUUGAUUUUAUGAAUCAGCUCCUUUAUUUCUCAAAAGUCAAAGUGUACUAACUUGUAUCUUUAAAUCAUCACAUAAUGACCUUGAUUAAGAUAAUAAUAUAGACUGCGUGGUUAUUAAUUUGUAUAUUUAAAUGUUGGGAAUGUUAAAAAAUAUUUGUAUGAAUAUGCAUCUUAAAUACCUAUGAAAAACGUAAGUAUACGGAACAGAGUGUACCAUAUUGAGUAAUAUAUAUAUGUAAUUGACAUGCGUAUAAGAAGGUGCGUGCGCAUGCCGAGUAGGACAAGUGGAACAGACAAGUAAAUCAGGCCAGAGAGAGAGAGUAUCAGAUAAAAUAAGCUUUUUUUUUUUUGCACUUGGAACUACGAAUAAUAUGUCCAAAUUAAUCCGUCCAAUUUCAAUAACGUGCCAUUAAAAGCAAAAAAAGUUUUUUGAAGUGUUCUUGAAGUAAAUAAUUUUGUUAGUAUGAAAAAUGUUUACAGUAUAUCAAUGAUUUUCCGUCCAAAGUAAAAAAUAUAUAUAUAUACAUGAAAUGGAGACAGAGGCCAUUAUAAAUAGAAUUCAUCCCAUUUAUGACGUCAUAAUGGAGAAAGACUUCUAAAAUGACGCAACCAAAGCAAUCAACGCCUUAAAUGACGUCAUCAGCGUUUGUAAGAACGACAUUUAAUCAAAGGUAUAUAAUUGAGUUGUGAUAUAUUGCUGGUAUUUCUGUAUUUACAAAACUCUUUACAACUGUAGUAAGUUAAUUCCUCUAGUUAUACAACUACAUUGUGAAAGAUACAUGUUUGAGAAUGUUUGUCUUUGAAAUGCAUAUGUGUUUUCAAUAAACAGUGAUUGUUGAAA
Messenger RNA from Lingula anatina, 2064 nucleotides. Its product is annotated as fas apoptotic inhibitory molecule 1. Gene Ontology annotation, biological process: negative regulation of extrinsic apoptotic signaling pathway via death domain receptors. The record is from RefSeq and is a predicted model, not a curated record. Lineage: Eukaryota; Metazoa; Brachiopoda; Lingulata; Lingulida; Lingulidae.